Molecule: messenger RNA, 2167 nt
Organism: Xenopus tropicalis (tropical clawed frog)
Lineage: Eukaryota; Metazoa; Chordata; Amphibia; Anura; Pipidae
Gene: tpp1
Product: tripeptidyl peptidase I
Biological process (GO): proteolysis
Cellular component (GO): lysosome
Molecular function (GO): serine-type endopeptidase activity; serine-type peptidase activity
Source: RefSeq, marked provisional
GACAGAGGGGUGAGAGCUGUGGGAGAGACAGAGGGGUGAAAGCUGUGGAAGAGACAGUUUGCAUCGGAUCAGAACCCACAGGAAGCCAUGGGACACAGGUUGGUUCCGCCAUUACUGCUCUCUCUGUGCCUUGUUUGCUUUGCCCUGGGAACUUACCCUGAGCCGGACCAGUCUGUAAGCACCCCAGAGGGUUGGGUUCAUGUUGGGCGCGUGACCCCAAAUGAUGAUGUCAUCCUGACCUUUGCCCUCAAGCAGCAGCACAUUGGCUCCCUGGAGCAGCUGGUGGGGCGAGUGUCGGACCCUGGCUCCUCCCAGUACGGUCAGUUCCUGUCCCUGGAAGAGCUUGGGGCAAUUGUUCAGCCAUCACGUGAAACUCUGAGCACAGUAAGGAUGUGGUUGGAGAAACAUGGAAUCCACGAAUGUGAAACCAUCCAAACGAGGGACUUCCUGAGCUGCCGCACGCAGGCCCAAACGGCAGAACAAUUGCUCCCUGGGUCCCAGUUCCACCGGUAUAUGAAGGAUGCUCAGACUGUAGUGAGGUCCACGUCUCCAUACAAGAUUCCUAAUGAGCUUUCACCACAUAUAGACUUUGUGGGGGGGCUACAUCGUUUUCCAACACCCAGACAGAUUUUGAGCCACAAGAGGGACAUACAGGGACAAGCAAGAGCUGGUUUUCAUCUUGGAGUUACCCCAUCCAUUCUACGUCAGAGGUACAACCUGUCGGACAGCGAUAUUGGCUCACAUCCGAACAACAGUCAGGCUUGUGCCCAGUUCCUGGAACAGUAUUUCCACCCUGCAGACCUCUCUGAGUUUAUGGUGCUUUUUGGAAGGGGAUUUCAGCACCACUCUGAGGUGGAUCAAGUGGUUGGACCGCAGGGAGGAGGGCGAGCUGGUCUGGAGGCCAGUCUGGAUGUGGAGUAUAUUAUGAGCACUGGGGCAAACAUCUCCACAUGGGUGUUCAGUAAUCCUGGCCGCCAUGAGUCGCAGGAGCCUUUCCUCGAGUGGAUGAUUCUCCUGAGUAACAUGUCGGCUCUGCCCUGGGUCCAUACCAUCAGUUACGGGGAUGAUGAGGACAGUCUGUCCAUUGCCUUCAUGCAAAGAAUCAACGUGGAGUUCAUGAAAGCAGCCAGCAGAGGUCUCACUAUUCUUUUUGCUUCAGGAGAUGAUGGCGCAGGGUGCAGACAUGUUGAUAAAGGAAUAAACACCUUCCGGCCCAGUUUCCCAGCUUCCAGCCCCUACGUCACUACUGUGGGGGGAACCUCUUUUAAGAACCCGUUCCAGGUGACGCGUGAGGUGAGCGACUAUAUCAGCGGCGGUGGCUUCAGCAAUGUCUUCCCCAUGCCUGACUAUCAGGCCCCUGCUGUGUCCCGAUACCUACAAAGCACUGCAAAGCUCCCGCCCCAGUCGUACUAUAACCGCAGUGGGCGGGCGUAUCCUGACGUGGCCGCUCUGUCUGACAACUAUUGGGUGGUGACAAACCGCGUGCCCAUUCCGUGGGUCUCAGGAACGUCAGCCUCCACGCCAGUCUUUGGGGGGGUGCUGUCUCUCAUCAAUGACCGGCGCCUACACAAGGGUCUCUCGCCUUUGGGAUUUCUCAAUCCAGCACUUUACCGACUGCAACUGAACGGAAGCCAAGCCUUGUAUGAUGUGACUGAAGGCUGCCACCUGUCCUGUAUCGAUGACCUUGUGCUGGGGCAGGGAUUCUGUGCCACCCCCAGCUGGGACCCUGUAACGGGGUGGGGGACCCCAAAUUUCCCUGAACUGCUCCGGGCCCUUUUGCUCUGAUAUCCAGGAACUGCAGUGUGUGUGUGUUUAGCUUUUUAUAUACUGCCCCCCAGUAAUAACUGCCCCCAGUACUAAUUGCCCCCCUCCCCCAGAGAUGUGUUGCUCAGAUUACUGGAUCAUUUUAUUAUUAAAUGUUGUAAAUUUCAGGGAGUGCAGAGUAGGAGGAGCCUGAGGGCAGAGCCACACCCCCACUGCACACUGGGCAAGGGAAUUGGGCAAAGGGAAUGUUCCGACAGCGCUGAUAUUGUGAUUGGCUGGCACAGACAGGGCUCGGCAGCAGCUCCGGGCACCCUUGUGUAUGGGUCACACCGUGUUGCCAUGGUAACAUGAAAUGAGCUCAGGGCUUUAAUGAAAAUAAUUUUAAAUAAAGAUUUGUUGUUAA